This is a messenger RNA of Caenorhabditis elegans, 6427 nucleotides long. RefSeq names its product Protein strawberry notch homolog (gene let-765). Bases 87 to 5687 code for a protein of 1866 amino acids. Gene Ontology annotation, biological process: regulation of DNA-templated transcription. Gene Ontology annotation, cellular component: nucleus. Lineage: Eukaryota; Metazoa; Nematoda; Chromadorea; Rhabditida; Rhabditidae. The transcript is spliced from 15 exons. The record is from RefSeq and is marked reviewed.
AGAAUAUCCUCGAAACAUCGUCACACCAUCACUGCCCCUUCUGAAGGCGUGCCAUUAACGGAGGAUCUACAGAAGAGAGCAGAAAAAUGGAUGACAUACUCUCGGCCGCGCUCGCAGAAUCAGGUCUCGAUUUUCUUUGUCAGCAAUCAUCUCCGACACCAAGCACUUCGGGAAGCAUUCAUGAUGACGCCGGCCAGAGUUUCAGUAAUAACACCCAUACACCGUCAGUCUCACAAUUCUUUGAUGAGACAUCGAACGAUAGUCAUUCAUCGUCGGCCUAUUACACACCAAUGGCCACUCCAUUCGUUUCAACAGAAGACGGUGGAGUACCGACUUCAUUCUUCGGAAUGGAUGAAGAAGAUGGUGGAUGCACGAUUAUGACGACGGCUGGAACAAGUGGUAGUAAUAAUAUCGAUGGAAUUGAAGAUGCUGGUGGAGGAAUGUACUAUCCACAUGUGAAAGUGAUUCCGAGGAAACAUACAGCACCAACGGUGAAUCAAUCAGAGCCUUCAACUCCAACCGUCACAAUAGUUCCGAAAAAAGAAGAUCCUUUAUUUGAAACGAAUACGGCUGAUUCACCUACACCUUCCGGUGACACUUCCACGACAGCAUCAUAUGAAGGAAAUGAUGGUUUAGAAGAUCAAGAAACGACAUCAGAUCGACAAAAUCCAAUGUUUGUGCAAACAGCGAGGUCUACAGAUGGUCGACUCGAUACACCAUCCACCUCUGCCACUGUUUCACCUCACAUAACAUCGAGUCUAACUCAGCGAUCACAUACAUCUUCACCAGCAUCGUCUGCAUCUGAAGGAACUGUAGUACCUCCACGGAAAAAGGGUCUUCCUAUAACAACUGGUUCAAUUGUAAAACGAACAGUACAAACGAAAGACGGACUUCAGACGCAGUACCUAAAAGCGUUUGUCAACGAAAACGGUGAAAAGAUCUAUAAACUGUUGAGUCCGGUUGCCGCAUCAGCUGUUGCUCGUGGAACACUUCCACCAGGGAUGGGACGAGGUGGAUCAACGAUUGGUCGUGGAGGUACUAUGGUGAACAAAAAUGGAGAAAGACUGAUGGUAGUUAAAAAUCACGUUGGGCCGAAUGGUCAGAUGCUUGUCAAGAGGAUGGUGUCACCUGCUGGGACAAGAAUUGUGGCGAAUGGUGGACAAGGUAGAGGACAGCCAAUUUAUCGAGCAGUAGAUGGAUCGAAUGGACCAACCCAUCUCCUCCGACGAACCACAACAACUGGUCAACCAACUCGCGGAGCUCCAGUAGGAAUGGCUGCUCGUCACGCAGUUCGUGGUGGAACUGUUUAUGGUGGUGGUAAUGGAUAUCGAGUAAAUCUUGUUGGCCGUGGAACUGGUGGAUCUACAAUGGUUCAUCAUCAGCCACUCAAUCGAAUAUCUUCUCAAAGAUCCGUCGCACCAGUUGGAAGAGUACUUAAUAGAGGUGCUCUGAGAAAUGGAGCUCAACAACCACUUCACGUAUCAACAUCGUCACCAGCUUUCCAUUACAUGGAAGAACAACCAAGUCCCACAACUAAUGGAAUGGUCAUACAAGCCAAGACACCGGGGGCUGGCGUUAUUCAGGCAAGACAUAUGCAAUCCCAACAAAGUUUCCCAUCGGGAGGCCCAGCAAGAGUAUUGAUGAACAGAUCUUCAACCAACGCUGGUCUAUCUCGAAUGGUUGGUGGAGGAUACGAUCAACAACUCCCUACUGCUCCAAAUGGACGACUAAUGAUUCCAUCAACAGCCGUUCGAGUUCCUGGAUCGGGUAUGGCAUCGCCACGGCUUCAAACCACGCCACAGCCACUGACGAAAUCACAAAAAGCGAAAGAUGAAAUGAAGAUGGCAUAUCAAGUUGGUAGAGAAGAGGCUUUGCAGCAGAGGAGGAAUGAUUUGGAGGAUGAUGAAGAAAAUCUCGGCUAUGCUGAAACGUAUUCCGAAUACACACCAGCAAAACUUCGAUCUGGAAUGGCACAUCCUGAUAGUGUUGUCGAAUCAGCUUCACUAAGCAGUGUCUCACCUCCAGACGUCAAGUAUCAAAUUUCAAUUCCUGAAUAUCUUAUCGAUAUGGGACAUAUUUCUGCACUUCAACUUGAAGCUGUCAUUUACGCGUGUCAGAUGCAUGAACGACGAAUGCCAUCUGGCGAACGAUACGGAUAUUUGAUUGGUGACGGAGCUGGUGUAGGAAAAGGAAGAACUGUCGCUUGCAUUAUUUUUGAGAAUUAUCUUCAGGGUCGAAAGCGUGCCAUCUGGCUUUCAGUUUCCUCUGAUCUGAAAUUCGAUGCUGAACGUGAUCUUCGAGAUUGUGGUGCACCAAACAUUCCUGUUUACGCUCUCAACAAGAUGAAAUAUGCUAAAAUUUCUGGAAAAGAAAACGGAAGCAUCAAGAAGGGUGUGAUGUUCGCCACAUACACUUCGCUUAUCGGAGAGUGUCGAGGAGCCAAGUCCAGAAAGUAUCGAAGUCGUAUUAGUCAAUUGAUACAAUGGUUUGGUCAAGAUUAUGACGGAGUUAUCAUUCUCGAUGAAUGUCAUAGAGCCAAGAAUUUAGUACCAACUGCUGGAGCCAAACCAACAAAAACUGGACGAAUGGUCUUAGAACUUCAAAAAGCUCUUCCAAAUGCUCGUGUAGUCUAUGCAUCAGCAACUGGAGCUACUGAACCACGUAACAUGGCAUAUAUGACACGUCUUGGUCUUUGGGGAGAACGGCAAGCAUUCCCAGAAUUCCAUGAUUUUAUUUCUGCUGUUGAACGACGCGGUGUUGGAGCUAUGGAAAUUGUGGCAAUGGACAUGAAACAACGUGGUUUAUAUCUGGCAAGACAACUUUCGUUCCGAGGUGUAUCUUUCGCAGUACAAGAAGUUCAGUUGUCUAGUGAGUUUGUUAAGAUGUACGAUGCUGCGGUCAAGCUGUGGAUGGAGGCCAGAAGACAAUUCCAGACAGUCAUUGAAACUAUGGAUGAAGAAGAACGCUCGACUUGCAAAACGGUUUGGGGACAGUUCUGGGCCUGUCAUCAACGUUUCUUCAAAUAUCUCUGCAUUGCUGCAAAAGUCGACACAUGUGUUCAACUUUCUCGUGAAGCCAUUAAAGCCAAGAAAUGCGUCGUAAUCGGCCUUCAGUCCACUGGAGAAUCUGCAACGUUGGAAACUCUUGAGGAAAUGGGUGGAGAGCUUAAUGAGUUUGUUUCCACUGCCAAAACGGUGCUUUAUGGUCUCAUCGACAAACAUUUCCCAACAGAUGCAUCAUUUUCUAUGGGCGAUAGAGAUAUUUUCAAAGAUUUUGAUGACUUCGAACGACCUGCAAAACGAAGGAAAACACGAGAAACUUUGAGCUUCCUCGGAGAUGUUGGUUUUGAUACUUGGACUGGUGUGACAACUGGAAUGGGUGGAAGAGUUGGAGAUGGCGUCACAAAGAAUAUAACAAGAGGUUUGAGUGGUAUCGGAAGGUCUUCAAUGUCAUCAUCGACAGGAAAUACUAAUAAUGAAGAUGCCAACUCAACAACCAGUGAAAGUUCUGAUGGAUCCGAUGAUGAAGUGGAAAAUGACAUGAUUUCGGAGAAUGGUGGUGAAAGUGGAGACUUGGAAAGUGCAAGAGAAGAAGCGGAAGGAGCUAGAACUCUGGAAGAUGGAGAACAAGAUGAAUGGGUUAAAGCACUGCUGGCAGAAGCUGAAUCAUCAAGUGACGAUAGUGAUGAAGAGGUGGUAAAAGAUGAGGAUGAAGAUGAAGAAGCUGAGUCAAAAAGUGGGGAGACGCACGAACAAGAGGAAGAGUUUAAUCCGUUUAUGUGUGAUUUUACAAACGAUGAUCCAUGGGCACACAAUCAACAAAUUGUCGAAGAUACCCCUCAAAAAGAUCGGAAAGCUAAAAAACGAAAACGAGAUGAAGAGGAAGCUGAACGAUUGCGCGAGAAAGUCCGAAAACGUGAAGAAAGACGAGAAAAGAAGCGGCGGAGAGCUAUUCGAAGGGCUGAAAGAGAGAAACAACGAAGAAAUGAAGAGCUUCAAGCACGCGGAUCUGCUACGGAUUUUAUCACUUCAUCUAGAAUCUGUGGAAAUGGAUCGGGUGAACAAGAUGACAUCAAUCCUAUGCUUAUUAAAACUGAACUUCUUGCUGCCGUCGAAAGACUUGCUCCGUCCCUUCCAGCUAAUACCUUAGAUCAAUUAAUUGAUGAGAUGGGUGGACCGGAAUAUGUUGCUGAAAUGACUGGAAGACGUGGACACAUGGUGACUUCUGAAACUGGAGAUGUAAUGUAUCAGAGAAGAAAUGCGAAUGCAGAAGUUUCACUUGAACUCAUUAAUAUGGAAGAGAAGGAGAAGUUUAUGAGAGGAGAGAAGCUUAUCGCUAUCAUCUCUGAAGCAGCUUCUUCUGGAAUCUCAUUGCAAUCUGAUCGACGUGCCAUAAACAAGAGACGUCGCGUCCAUAUCACGUUAGAACUUCCGUGGUCUGCUGACAAGGCUAUUCAACAAUUCGGACGUACUCAUCGUUCCAAUCAAGUUUCUGGUCCAGAAUAUGUUUUUCUCAUAUCCGAGUUGGCAGGAGAAAAACGAUUCGCGUCGAUUGUUGCAAAACGUCUUGAGUCACUUGGUGCACUCACUCAUGGAGAUCGUCGGGCCACUGAAACUCGUGAUUUGUCUCAGUUCAACAUGGAUAACAAGUACGGAAGAGUAGCUUUGGAUACUCUUCUGAAGACUGUCAUUGGACAAGCUGGAACACCAUUGAUUGAUCCACCAAAAGACUACAAAGCUGGAGAAUUUUUCGAAGAUAUGCGACUUUACAUGGAGGGUGUUGGUCUCCUCGCCAAGAACAAAACUGGUCAAUAUACAAUUGAAAAGGAGGCUGCCACAAUUCCAAAGUUCCUCAACAGAAUACUCGGAUUACCCGUUCACGCUCAAAAUUCUUUAUUCCAUUAUUUCUCGGAAAUCGUUGCUGAACUUAUAGCCCAGUCAAAGCAUGAUGGAACAUAUGACACUGGAAUCAUGGAUCUUGGAACCGGCGACGAUCAAGUACGUAAACUGGAGACUCGUGUCUUCACUGGCCGCGUUGACAAUGGCAGUUUCCGCGUGGAAAUUCACAAAAUUGGAGUUGAGCGAGGGGUCAGUUGGGAAGAAGCCAUGGAGUUGCACAAAGAGCACAGCAACGAUGAUGACGGUUUCUACAUUUGUCAUCCCGGCGGUGCCAACACAGCGAACACUAAGAAAGUUGCUGCGUUGGUUUAUGGAAUCGGAAAGAUUCGAAUGGACAAUGGUGCUCGUCUUUAUGCAAUAACUCGUCCUUCCACUGGUCGUUCACCGAAAUUGAUGACAAUGGCUGACUUGAGUAAACGUUUCCAUAAAGUUUCAAUCGAUGAAGCCAAGGAGGUUUGGAAGCAGCAAUACGAUUCUGCUGCUAACAUGUGUCAACACAACUACGUCUACGGCAAGUGUCGAACCGAAUCAAACGGAACUUAUUGCGAAGUCGGUCGUCGUACUCGUACCUAUUUUGUGCUAUCCGGCUCUGUUCUCUCCGUUUGGCCAAUUGUGGAAGAAGUACUUGCUGGAAGUGAUCGAAAGUCAUCUCGAAUGCAAGUGAUUCGUGUACGAACUGAACAGGAUCAGAAGAUUGUUGGCCUUCUCGUCCUGCCCACACACGUCCGCCAUUUGGUGCAGCAACUCGAAACACAUUGUGGUCGUAGUUACGUGAAAACUGAACCCUGAUCGAUAUCAGUUUUCUCUCCAAAUAUUUGGUUUUCUUUUUUCAGUUUAUUUUUUUUUUAGAUUCCCAUUUUGUUAUCCAUUUUCAGUACAGAUAUAUAUCUGCAGAUACCACACAUUCUCUCUUUUUUGUCAUUUUUCUUCACCGAAUAUCUGGUUUUCUUCAAUUUCCCAUUUCAUCUUUCCCGCUGAGAAUUGUUUUUUAAAGUUUUCAAUUCCCACCAACAUUUGUUAUAAUUAUUUUCUCCACAUUGUUUCUCUUUCUUCUCAUCAUUAUCAUAACUUUUCUAAUUGUAUUAAUUUUGGCUUAAUUUUCCAUUUUCCUCUCCCUUUCUUCCAUUUCCCAAUUUUCUGGUUUACAGGAAUUUUUAAAACAAUUCUUUGACAAGUUUUAUUUCGGAACAGGCCUCCCCAUUUUUCCUUUGGAGUUCACUAGCUUUAACACAUGUUUUCUCUUACAAUUCAAUACAUUUUUCAUCUUUUUCCUCAAUUUUUGGCCGGUCGAUCCUUCCCAUCAAUUUCACCAGGUUUCAAGGUCAAUUUUGAUAAGAACAUAAACUCAAAACUGCCAACCAUUUAUCAGUUUGACCUGGAAAAUUUGAUGGGAAAAUGGAAAAAAAAUAAAUCGUCCAAAAAUUGAAUUUUUCUCGAGGUCUACCUGGAUCUUUUUUUUUCUUUUUUUCCCUUUCGAUACAUUUGUGUUAUUUGAGACGUGUAAUAAAAUGAAUUGUUGAUGAAUUUAA